Peniophora sp. CBMAI 1063 is the source of this 945-nucleotide messenger RNA. Lineage: Eukaryota; Fungi; Basidiomycota; Agaricomycetes; Russulales; Peniophoraceae. The record is from the annotation of a GenBank genome assembly.
AUGUCCGCCGAGGUACUUGAGAAGGCGCUGGGCUUUGAGUAUCCCUCUCAGCCGGUGUCAUGGAACAAGCGGGAUCUCCUCCUUUACUCUGUCGGCAUAGGUGCCAAACAUUCCGACCUCAACUUGGUAUACGAGCUCGACAAGGGUUUUGCCGCCUUUCCAACAUAUCCAGCGGUCUUAAACCUGAAGAAGGACGGACAGGAUGUCAAUCUAUUCGCCGAUGCUAUCAAGGGGAGGGUAGGCCCCCCUGGUCUCCCCAAGUUUGACCCGAAUCGAGUUGUCCACGCUACCCAGACCAUCGAGGUACUCAAGCCCCUGCCGCUUGUGAGCGGCGAAGGCUGGAAGAUAGCUCAGAAGCUUUCGGGCAUCCAAGAAAAUAAGUCCGGCGUGAUCAUCGAGACCGAGAGCUUGCUUCUUGAUCCCCAAGGGACGCCCUACGCUAGACUAUUUGGCUCUUCCUUCAACCUCGGCGCAAAAAUCACCGGUCAACGCUUCGGGAAGUCUGUCAGUUCACCGCCGAAGGCCAAGCCAGUCCCUAAGGAUAGGAAGCCCGAUUGGGUCAUUCGUGACCAAACUACCCCUGAGCAGGCUAUAGUCUAUCGCCUGAGUGGUGAUUACAACCCUCUGCAUAUCGAUCCCAGCAUCGGAAAGGCGGCAGGGUUUGGUGGUGUCAUCCUGCACGGUCUCUCGACCUUCGGAUUUGCUGCUCGCGCCCUUGUAGCCGGUAUCGGAGGCAAUAACCCCAAUUCACUCAAGUACUAUGGGCUGCGAUUUACGUCUCCCGUCAAGCCUGGAGACGCCCUCGAGGUUUCAGCUUGGGAAGUUGGUCCAGGGCCGGACGGUACGAGCGAGAUCGUGUUCGAGGCGAAGAACCUGACCACGAGGAAGGUUGUGCUCGGAAACGGCAUGGCAUACAUUCGCAAGGCCGAGAAGAGCAGGCUCUGA